UUACACGUACCUACGUUCAUUAUCAUCUGUUCAACCAUAAAGCAAGCUACGCAGGGUUUCGACAAGACAGUAUAUCGUCUUAUUUGCAUUUCGAAAACAGCGCUACUUUAGCUUUCAGGUUAUCAUCUGAGGUGUUUCUUCAGGUGUUUGAACAAAAACGGCGCCAAAUGAGUGGAUUGAAUGGUUCGGUAUUUCAAUAUGUCCGGAAACAAGACACAAAACUAUGUUGUCCGACGAGAAGAGAAAUUUGGAGUCAAAACCUUCGAUACGAUGCCUGUAACUGUUACUAGAGGACGGGGGAUUUUUCUAUGGGACGUGGAUGGUAACCGAUAUUUUGACUUUACAAGCGCUUAUUCGGCUAUAAAUCAAGGACAUUGCCACCCAAAAAUCGUGAACGCGUUAAAAGCCCAAGCUGAAACGCUAACUAUGACGGCCAGGGCUGUCUACAACGAAGCACUGGGAGAAUAUGCGCAAUACGUUACAAGCUUGCUUGGAUACGACAAAGUUUUGCCCGUUAGCAGCGGGGUGGAAGCUGGCGAUAUGGCCUUGAAAGUUGCGAGAAGAUGGGGUUAUAUUAAAAAAGGGAUUCCGGAUAACGAGGCAAAGAUUGUGUUUGCAAAGGGAAAUUAUUGGGGAAGGACUUUAGCCGCAAUUUCUAGCUCUACCGAUCUAGUAUGUAAACAGUUUUAUGGCCCACACAUGCCAGGGUUUCUGAUCAUACCCUUUGACGAUUUGGUCGCCUUGGAAAAUAUAUUGAAAAAUGAUCCCAAUAUUUGUGCUUUCAUGGUUGAAUGCAUACAAGGGGAAGCCGGUUGCGUAGUCCCAUCCCCUGGCUACCUUAAGGGAAUAAGAGAGCUGUGUACCAAAUACAAUGUCUUAUGGAUUGACGACGAAGUACAAACAGGAUUGGGACGUACCGGAAAACUUUUGGCAGCAGAUCACGAGAAUGUAAAGCCAGAUUUGGUGUGUUUAGGUAAAUCUCUGUCUGGAGGGUUAAUGGCGAUAUCGGCAGUUUUGGCUAAUGACGAAACGGUCCUUUGCCUGGAACCAGGUGAACAUGCUACUACGUAUGGAGGUAAUCCUCUUGCAUGUACAGUUGCGACUGCUGCUCUGAAGGUCAUCGUGGAAGAAAAUUUGACCGAAAAUGCUUUUCGUUUAGGAGAAAUUUUACGGGAAGAACUGGAGAAAUUGCCCAAAAGUAUCGUGCAAGAAGUUCGGGGCAGAGGGCUCUUCUAUGCUAUUGUUUUAAGACAAGGGUGCGGAAUAACAUCAAAAGAUGUGUGCUUCAGGCUCAUAGAGAAAAAGGUACUGACGAUUAGAGGAGCGGGUACGACCAUUGUUCGCAUUGCACCACCUCUGGUCAUAACGGAAGCUGAAUUAUUAGAAGGAAUCCAAAUAAUUUUGGACGUUUUCCAUUCAUUUUGUUCGUAGCGUAUCUACUGCCCAAUGUUGACUUGUUAAAUAAUGUCAUGAACUGAAAUAAAAGAAUAUAUUGGGCCUAUAUUCUCCGCUAUUAUCUCAAAUGGAACAUAAUUAAAUUUAUUUCAAACUU
This is a messenger RNA of Photinus pyralis (common eastern firefly), 1552 nucleotides long. Its product is annotated as ornithine aminotransferase, mitochondrial-like. Lineage: Eukaryota; Metazoa; Arthropoda; Insecta; Coleoptera; Lampyridae. The record is from RefSeq and is a predicted model, not a curated record. The coding region runs from base 181 to 1431 and encodes 416 amino acids. Gene Ontology annotation, cellular component: cytoplasm. Gene Ontology annotation, molecular function: pyridoxal phosphate binding; L-ornithine transaminase activity; identical protein binding. The transcript has 6 exons.